AGAAGAAAAAACACCAGUCUUCCAGAGUGAGAAAGGGAAGAAAAAUAAAAUCCUAGAGAGAGAAAACACACCACCGUCCACGGCGGCCGGAAUCCUCACCCCCUCAUUUUCCGGCGAUAAAAAACACUUCAAGUUCUCACCUUACAUUCUCUUUGGCGGUUUUCCUCUACUCACCGUUAGCAGUUACUUUUCAUUUUGUUGAAAAAAAAAGUAAUUUAAUUUAACUUUAUUAUUUAUGUUCCGUAAAAUGCGGUCAGUUUGUUAGAAAUUGUGGUUACAUGUUUUAAAUCUUGUGAAAUGAGAAAAGUGUGUUUGUUUUUAUUUUUACUGGUGGUUAAUUUAGUUGGUAAUACUGUAAAUUCUUUAAAUCCAACAUUGGAUGAUGACGUAUUAGGGCUAAUAGUAUUCAAAGCAGACUUACAAGAUCCAGAUGGUAAAUUGUUAAGUACUUGGAAUGAAGAUGAUGAUAGUCCAUGUAAAUGGACAGGUGUUAAAUGUAACCCUAGAUCCAAUAGGGUGUCUGAGCUUAUUCUUGAUGGGUUUGGGCUUUCGGGUAAAAUGGGCCGAGGCCUUAUGCAGUUAAAAUUUUUAACUAAGUUAUCUUUGGCUAGAAACAAUCUUACUGGAAAUAUUGGUCUUAAUCUUGCUCAACUUACUAAUCUUAGAGUGAUUGACUUGAGUGAAAAUAGUUUCUCUGGAACGAUUUCGGAUAAGUUUUUCGACCAAUGUGGGUCUUUGAGGUCAAUAUCUUUAGCUAAGAAUAAGUUUUCGGGUAAGAUUCCGGAUAGUUUGGUUUCUUGUUCUGGCCUUGCUGUGUUUAAUGUUUCGGGUAAUCAGUUUACUGGGAUGCUGCCUUCGGGUGUUUGGUCGUUGAAUGGACUUAGGUCGCUUGAUGUUUCGGAUAAUCUUUUAGAAGGUGAGAUUCCUAAGGAUAUUGGUGGGUUGUUUAACUUGAGGGAAAUUAAGUUGAGGAAGAAUCAGUUUACUGGUUCUGUUCCUGACGAAAUUGGAGCUUGUGCUUUGUUGAGGUCGAUUGAUUUUAGUGAGAAUUCAUUUUCAGGGAGUUUGCCAAGCACAUUGCAGAAACUUUCUUUGUGUAGUGAGAUUAAUUUUGGUAGUAAUUUGUUUACUGGUGAGGUUAGUGAAUGGAUACAGGAAAUGAAAAGUCUUCAGACUGUUGAUCUUUCUAACAACGUGUUUUCUGGUGCUGUGCCGGAUGCUAUUGGUGAGAUUCAGUCGUUGAAAGUACUGAAUAUUUCUAACAAUGGCUUCUCUGGUAGCUUGCCAGCAUCGUUGGUCAACUGUAAAAACAUUCAAAUCUUGGAUGUGAGUCGGAAUUCGUUGACAGGGUUUCUUCCUACCUGGGUGUUCCAAUUAGGGGUGCAAAGCAUUUUGUUAUCGGGUAAUAGGCUGACUGGGAGCAUCUUUGGUGCUGUUUCUUCAUCUGGUGCAGUUUCACACCAGAAUCUUCAAGUUCUUGAUAUCUCUCAUAAUGAAUUGUCUGGUGAAAUCCCAUCUGAUAUUGGUAAAUUUAGUGGCUUGGUAUUGCUAAAUGUCUCUAAGAAUUCACUGAUAGGUGAAAUUCCAGAAACUAUUGGCAAGUUAAAGGCUUUGAAUAUUCUUGAUUUAAGUGAAAACCAGUUAAAUGGAAGCAUUCCUAUGGAAAUAGGAGGAGCGGCUUCUUUGAAGGGUCUGAUACUAUCACGAAACUCCCUUGAUGGCAGCAUUCCAAGUUCAAUUGGAACCUGUUCUUCUCUAACUUCACUAAUAUUGUCGCGAAACUACCUCACCGGGCAAAUUCCUGCUGCAAUGGCAAAACUUGCUGCUCUUGAGUAUGUAGAUUUGUCAUUUAACAAGCUCACUGGAACCUUACCUAAGCCAUUAGGAAAUCUUGUGCAUCUUGUGUCAUUCAAUAUUUCACACAAUCAACUACAAGGUGAAUUACCAGCAGGUGCUUUCUUCAACACCAUAUCUCCGACAGCUGUAACAGGCAACCCGACUCUUUGUGGUGCCGCGGUUAACAAAAGCUGCCCUGCUGUGCUUCCCAAACCAAUUGUACUGAAUCCCAACUCAACCGGGUCAGACCCCGAGUCAAUCCCUACAACUCUUGGACACAAGAAAAUACUUCUUAGCAUUUCAGCUCUCAUUGCUAUUGGUGCAGCUGCAGUGAUUGUCAUUGGUAUAAUAUUUAUCACAGUACUCAAUCUUCGUGUCCGUUCUACCAUGUCCCGGUCAGCAGCUGCUGUUCCUUUAUCGGGCGGUGACUUUAGCAGUUCCCCCACCACAGACUCAAAUUCAGGCAAGCUGGUUAUGUUUUCUGGUGAACCUGACUUCAGCACAGGGGCACAUGCUUUAUUAAACAAGGAUUGUGAGCUUGGGCGUGGUGGGUUUGGAGCAGUAUACCGAACUGUUCUUGGAGAUGGUCGAUCAGUGGCCAUUAAGAAGCUUACAGUCUCGAGUCUCGUCAAGUCUCAAGAUGAUUUUGAAAGGGAGGUUAAGAAAUUGGGAAAGAUUCAUCACCCGAAUCUUGUCGCUCUUGAAGGGUAUUAUUGGACUCCAUCACUGCAGCUUUUAAUAUAUGAGUAUGUAUCUGGUGGGAAUCUGUACAAGCAUCUUCAUGAAGGAGAAGAUGCAGAUGGAAACAGAAGUUCCCUCACAUGGAACGAAAGAUUCAAUAUCAUUCUUGGGAUCGCUAAAAGCUUAGCUCACUUGCAUCAGCUUAACGUCAUACAUUACAAUCUGAAAUCUAGCAAUGUCCUGAUUGAUGGUUUGGGUGAGCCCAAAGUAGCAGACUUUGGUCUGGCGAGACUAUUACCAAUGCUAGAUCGUUAUGUUUUAAGUAGCAAAAUUCAAAGUGCCCUCGGCUACAUGGCACCAGAAUUUGCUUGCAAAACAGUGAAGAUCACUGAGAAAUGUGAUAUUUAUGGGUUUGGGGUUUUGGUUCUUGAAAUUGUAACUGGGAGGAGGCCGGUGGAGUACAUGGAGGAUGAUGUAGUGAUACUUUGUGACAUGGUUCGUGGGGCGCUGGAAGAAGGAAGGGUGGAUGAAUGCAUUGAUGAAAGGCUUCAAGGGAAGUUCCCUGCUGAGGAAGCAAUCCCGGUGAUGAAACUAGGGCUGAUUUGCACGUCACAAGUGCCUUCAAACCGGCCUGACAUGGCGGAGGUGAUUAACAUAUUGGGGCUUAUCAAAUGCCCAUCAGAAAGUCAGGAGGAAUCAGGAUAAAUAGCGCCAUUAUGCAACCUUUAGUUAUGGAAAAUGAUGAUCAGUGAUUGGUUAUCCGGCGAAGAUGAAUCCGGUUAGUAUUACAUUUUUACGCAGAGAGAAGAUUCUUUUGCUCAUGUUUAGCUUUGUUGUUUUUUUCCCCGAUUAGUGCUCUCUGUUAGCGUUACAUUACCGGAUUUGUAUUCUCCGGGUCCAGUUAUAGACCAUUUGGGACGGAUCGGAGGUGACUUAUUUGCUGAAUUCAUAUCUUUAUCCCAUUUGUUGUUAUUGUUAUAGCCCUCUUUAACAGUCUUUUAACCUGAAAUGUAUGUAUUCCUUCCCUUGGAAGUUUAAGUA
Molecule: messenger RNA, 3558 nt
Organism: Erigeron canadensis
Lineage: Eukaryota; Viridiplantae; Streptophyta; Magnoliopsida; Asterales; Asteraceae
Product: probable LRR receptor-like serine/threonine-protein kinase IRK
Exons: 2
Coding region: 298-3222 (974 amino acids)
Biological process (GO): protein phosphorylation
Molecular function (GO): ATP binding; protein kinase activity; receptor serine/threonine kinase binding
Source: RefSeq, a predicted model, not a curated record